AUGAACAAAUUAGUAGAAAAAAGGAUAGAUGACAAUUUACAAAGAGCAUGUAGAAUCUUAAGAGAUCAGGCUGAUGCAAUGAAACAGAGGAUGAUCGAAUGUGAGGAAAAGGUUGCCUUUGCUGACAAGGACCAACAAAAUAAAAAAAUUUCUUUCGAAAUCAAAUAUGUCGAGCCAGAUUUGAAAAAUAUCGACGCAAGUAAACUUAUUGGGGAUAUAAUUAUAACUGAAAAUGUCACUACUAUUGUCAGUGGAGCUGCCAGCUCAGAAAUAUCUGACAGAACAGAGAUUGGAAGGAGAAAAUUUUUUGAACUGAAGAACAGCAAGGACUGCAAGUUUCUAUAUGCCUGUGCUGAUGUAACUGAAAUGAAGUCAGAUGUUUUGCUUGUCUUUGUGGAUAGGGUCACUAAGACCAAUCCAAUCCUUGACCACAUCCUAAAGAAUGCUGGUGAACAAGUUAGAAGAGAGUUCUCACAGUCAGUUCUUUUCAGUUUUCCAUAUUUUGAAUCAAGCAUGCAUACAAAAGCUGGCAGCCUACCGGCACAAAGAAUCUAUUACAUAGUAACUGAUUCAGGCAUUUCUCGGCAAAGUGAACAUGAAUUAUACGAUUACAUCAUCAAAAAAUUGGAGAACAUUUUCAAAGAUUAUAAAUGGAGUGGCUCGAAAUUAACCUCCUUAACUGUCUCACUUGAUUACGGAAAGCACUUGCAAUGUGAUGGUAUGAAAUUCGCCAGCGUCCUUAACAAUGCCAUUAUAAACCAUUUGAUAGAUUUGAAUUGUGAAGGGUUUAAUGUUAAUUUCCUCACUGAUUGUAAAAGCUUCGUUGAUUUGAUGGCUCCCAAAAUGCAAAGUCUGAUAAAUAUGGAUAAUGAGCGAGAAAUAAAGUUUCGCAGUGGCACUUGCCUUCAACUUUCUAGUAAAAAUUUAUUUGAUUUGAAAGCGGAUGCACUCGUGGUGAUCGCCGACCACGAAUUUCACCUUUUUACAGAUUUAGGAUUGAAGGUGAAAAAAAUUGCUGGAACCGACUUUGAAAAUGAAAUUGUAGAUAAGUUGAAGAACUUGGGCCGGCGAACUGUUUUGAUAAAUUUUUUACGAUCAGAUAUCAUUUUUGGACUUAUAAUUGAAUUUUCUUUUAUUAUCAAGUCUUUAAAAAGUUUCAUGAAAGAAACCUUCGACAUAGUUAGAGAAAAAAAUUUAGAAAGUCUUGCAAUGCCCUUACUGGGAACAGGAGGUUUCGGCCUGCUUGUGCAUCAAUGCUUGGAGAUUUUGUGUGAGAAUUUUUCGGAAAAUAACUUCGGUAGAGUGUUCAUCUCAAUACCGAUCGAAUAUAAAGAACAUACGACGAUUAAGAAAUGCGAGAAUUAUUUAUUGAGAGCUGAUGCGUACUUGAAAAUGAAAAAAUUGAAGUGGUCUGUGGAGAGAGCAAGCUCACUUGGUUAA
Helobdella robusta is the source of this 1440-nucleotide messenger RNA. RefSeq lists its product as hypothetical. Bases 1 to 1440 code for a protein of 479 amino acids. The record is from RefSeq and is a predicted model, not a curated record. The transcript is spliced from 7 exons. Lineage: Eukaryota; Metazoa; Annelida; Clitellata; Rhynchobdellida; Glossiphoniidae.